Messenger RNA from Prunus avium (sweet cherry), 914 nucleotides. The record is from RefSeq and is a predicted model, not a curated record. Lineage: Eukaryota; Viridiplantae; Streptophyta; Magnoliopsida; Rosales; Rosaceae.
UUUAACUGGAAACACAUCGUUUGUGACGAAACGUGUAUGGCAUCUCCGCCCCGACGAUUGUCUUCUCUCUUAUAUUCUCUCCUGCCCUCCUCUCUCGCUCCUAUUCCUCUCUUCCACGCAUUACCCAUUUACCCUUUGCUUCUUUCUUCCGUAUUCUCUCCCUCUCUCUCUCGUUCUCUCUCUUCAUCCAUGGCUCCAGAACUUCAACAAGACGGAGAAACUCUGCCCCAGAAUAACAACACUUACGCUAGUGACCAUGAAGCUCUUCACAAAACCAAAGUCACCGUUGUGGGUAGUGGCAACUGGGGCAGUGUGGCUGCCAAACUCAUUGCCUCUAAUACCCUCAGGCUCUCUUCUUUCCAUGAUGAAGUGAGAAUGUGGGUAUUUGAGGAAACGUUACCGAGUGGUGAGAAGCUCACAGAUGCCAUCAACCGAAACAAUGAAAAUGUGAAAUAUCUGCCCGGCAUAAAGCUGGGGAAAAAUGUUGUUGCAGACCCAGACCUUGAUAAUGCAGUGAAUGGUGCAAACAUGUUGGUGUUUGUCACUCCACAUCAAUUUAUGGAGGGUAUAUGCAAGAGACUUGUAGGGAAGAUAAAAGGGGAUGUGGAAGCUAUCUCCCUCAUCAAAGGAAUGGAGGUCAAGAUGGAGGGCCCGUGCAUGAUCUCUACACUCAUCUCAGAGCAGUUGGGCAUUAAUUGUUGUGUUCUAAUGGGAGCAAACAUAGCUAAUGAGAUUGCUUUGGAGAAAUUUAGUGAAGCCACAGUUGGAUACAGAGAAAACAGAGCGAUUGCAGAGAAAUGGGUUCAUUUGUUUAGUACUCCCUACUUCAUAGUCACACCUGUGAGUACAUCAAAUACAUUGUUACAAAUCAAUGUCAUAAUAAAGUACUCUUACUAUCAUGAAACUUGGCAUGG